AUAGUAAUACAAAAAGAAGCCAGAGAAUUCUCGCUGGUUUUUUUUCACUUUUUCAUCAAUCAACAGAACAGCUCUCCUACUCAAAAAAAGAAAAAAAACAACAGGACAGCUCAUUCAUGCUCGCAUCGAUCUCUGCGUACUCCUCUAACCCAUAUCCGCGCCUAUUUCAUCCAUCUCCAUAUGCAACCUCAGAUCCUUCCUAUAUCUUCUUCUUCCUCCUCCUCUUCCUCUUCUUCGUUAGUUUCUGUAACGAUGCCCGCGGCGACGGCCACGACGGCAACCAUGGUGUUAAGAGGGGAGGAAGAUCAAAGACGUCUUUCCUUCCUCUCUUCUUCGUCAUUUGAAGAUGAGAAGAAUGUUGAAAAGAGACCCUUUCUUUUUCGGAAUUCUAGUUAUACAACUAACGGCACCGUUAACCAACUACACCAACAGCAGCAAAGGAGGCGGAGAGUUGGAAGCGACACUUCUCUUCCUUCUCUUUCAACAACCAGGCGACAACACUCUUUUAGAGACGACGUCACCCACGCCGCUUCCGAGACAUUUUUGCUUACUCGCCUUACUUUCAUUCUCUUGCGUUAUCUGGGGGUAGGCUACAGGUGGAUCACAAGAUUUCUUGCCCUUAGUUGUUAUGCUAUGCUGCUUAUGCCGGGUUUUAUUCAAGUUGGAUAUUACUAUUUCUUCUCAAGUCAGGUUCGCAGGAGUAUAGUUUAUGGAGAUCAACCAAGAAAUAGGCUUGAUCUAUAUUUACCCAAAAAUACAAAUCGGCCAAAGCCAGUUGUAGCAUUUGUUACAGGUGGAGCCUGGAUUAUUGGGUACAAAGCAUGGGGCUCUCUUUUAGGAAAGCAGUUAGCAGAAAGAGACAUUAUAGUGGCAUGUAUAGAUUACAGGAAUUUUCCUCAGGGGACUAUUAGUGACAUGGUGAAAGAUACUUCUCAAGGGAUCUCAUUUAUAUGCAACAAUAUUGCUGAAUAUGGAGGUGACCCUGAUAGGAUUUAUCUAAUGGGGCAAUCAGCUGGUGCACACAUUGCUGCCUGUGCUCUAUUGGAACAAGCAAUUAAAGAAGCUGGAGGAGAGAGAAUUUCCUGGAGUGUUUCCCAAAUAAAAGCUUAUUUUGGUUUGUCUGGAGGCUACAACUUGUUUGAUCUCAUUGAUCACUUCCAUAGACGAGGCCUAUACCGUUCCAUCUUUCUCAGCAUAAUGGAAGGGGAGCAAUACCUGCGGCGAGUUUCUCCUGAAGUAAUGGUGCAGGACCCAAAUCUUAAAACUGCAGUUUCUCUCCUUCCUCGUGUUAUUCUUUUCCAUGGAACUGCAGAUUAUUCCAUACCAUCGAAUUUCAGCAAAACCUUUGUGGAGACUCUUCAGAUAGUUGGAGGUCAAGCUGAACUAAUUUUGUAUGAAGGAAAAACACACACAGAUUUGUUUCUUCAGGAUCCUAUGAGAGGUGGGAAAGACGAGUUGCUCGAAAAUAUAAUUGCUGUUAUUCACGCGGGUGAUGCAGAUACCCUGGCUAAAGAUGCAGCUGCACCUCCAAGUAGACGCCUUGUUCCUGAAUGCAUGUUGCAGUUGGCUCGUAGAAUCAGCCCCUUUUAGGUUUUGGCAUUUCGAUUUCAAGGGUUAUUGCAGACUGCCUACUCAAAAGCACUUAGUGAUAUUGUUACCAGGAAGUAAACAACAAGUUUAUGCAAGUCUUUGGUACCUCAAGAAAUGUGAGAUGGAUGCCUAAUUUUGUUUUUUUAGUGGUAUUUUCAUGAGUCUCAUCAUGUUUUGCAUGAUAUAUGAUAUAUCCAAGAGUUGCAUAAACUCCUUGUUUGCUUAAACUCCUCUAUUGUUGUAUAUAAUGCUAGAUGAUACAUUCUAUAUAUAUAAAUUUUCAUUCUUAGGUGUCUUCA
This is a messenger RNA of Nelumbo nucifera (sacred lotus), 1889 nucleotides long. Its product is annotated as putative isoprenylcysteine alpha-carbonyl methylesterase ICMEL2. NCBI's taxonomy places the organism in Eukaryota, Viridiplantae, Streptophyta, Magnoliopsida, Proteales, Nelumbonaceae. The record is from RefSeq and is a predicted model, not a curated record.